GUUCAACGUUCAACUCGAAAGCAACCGACCAAGGGAAGUGUUUCAUCAUGGUCCAUCAUGAGUCUUCAUAUACAUAUUCCAAUCCAAUUGAUUCAGCGCUCAUCGGCGGGACCCGAUUCACACAUAUGCGGGUCCGGUCCGCUGCGCACAGGACAGCCUCAUCAAUACAUAUUAUCCGCCCAGGUCAUGAGACAAGGCUGAGACGAGCGCUGGCUUGCAAAUAACGUAACGAUAAGCCUGAUAUGCUUGCCCUUGCUCCAAUAUAAUUAUUGCAUCCUCGGCCUAGUGCAUCUUAGCCUGCUUCAUCAACAUGGUCACGGUGUCCUCGGGUUUCUAUCGUUUGAUGUUCAUACUUUCAUAUAUUUCAACUACCUUGGCAGUACAAGUUCAUCCAGUCGCCCGCACUAUCUCAUCGCCCGCCACCUGUAUCAAUGGAUACUCAUGGAUGAACGACGGUCAGGGCGACUCGCCUUGUCUUACUGUUGCUUAUGUCGAGGCUGCAUGCGUCGGGAACAACUACGACCAACCAGUUCUGAAGGCUGGCUAUUCGUAUUCAUUGCCAAAUUCUACGACCGCAAAUCCAUGUUAUUGUUCUUGGUCAUCCUAUAAUCUCAUGAUGGCGUGCACUCUAUGUCAAGGGAUAAGUACCACUGUCUCCGAAUGGCCUGCCUGGGCAAGCGGGUGCUCUACCAACUCAACAUGGACGCAGGAUUAUUACCCUUCUGGAUAUGAGCUUGCUGGAAAUGCAUCUAUACCUUACUGGGCCAUUACAGAUCCGACAACAUGGACAACUCAGACUUUCAAUAUCCAACAAGCGAACGCUACUUAUAACUCGAAUACCUCUUACAUCACACCGGGUGUUUCAUCAUCAUCUAGCAGUUCAGGUUCAAGCCCAUCAUCAAGUGGUUCAAGCUCAAGCUCAAAUUCAACCGACGUGGGUGCGAUAGUUGGCGGUACCGUCGGAGGCGCAGCCGCACUCUUGUUUUUCGCCGUUGUUUCCUAUCUACUGUACAGACGCCGCGUAUACAAGAAAGGAGUCGACGCCUCUGCCAUUAACCAACAAGGGUCGGCAUUUAUGCCAUUGUCAGGCAUGACACACAACCGUAUACCCUCCGAUACAUCCAACUUUGGUCCAUCAAUGUCGAGCCCUGCUGAGUUGUAUGGGCAGUCCAUAUCCCCGUCGCAGCAGUACGGGACCGUAUAUUCUCCACAACCCCAGACAGUAUACCCAUCUCUGCAAGGUUCAUUCUCACCUCCUCCGCGAACAGAUGUGUCUGUCUACACCACACAUACCAGUAACGGCCAACGUUCCGAUGUCAUACCGAUGGUUUAGGAAUAAGGCAUUUCUUAUGAAUUUCUUGUACCUAAAAUGUCGGACCCGCCCUCAUUCUGUACCAUGGACUUACUUGCUAUCUCCUGACCAAUCUCCUUUUACUCGUUUUGCCAUGACAGGCAAGGCGGGGAUCACGGAAUUUCUUACUCCGCAUUCUAUCAGUAUGUCAUUUAUGCCGUCGUUCCCGUCGUGUAUCAUAAUCCUGUGGUCACUAAAAUAACAACGUUCUGAUUGAAAUCACGUAGGAUGUGGGCAUGCUUCUGUCGUUCCCUCGUUCUCUUCCAGACACACGAUU
Suillus clintonianus is the source of this 1628-nucleotide messenger RNA. RefSeq lists its product as uncharacterized. The transcript is spliced from 7 exons. The record is from RefSeq and is a predicted model, not a curated record. Bases 311 to 1333 code for a protein of 340 amino acids. NCBI's taxonomy places the organism in Eukaryota, Fungi, Basidiomycota, Agaricomycetes, Boletales, Suillaceae.